AUGGAAGCGAAGGUGGAGGAUGUUGUCGUUGCGUUGGUUCGUUGCUUUUGUAAGGGAGAAAAUGAGCCUCAUCCUUCCAAAGCCUUCGGCGUAGCAAAGGAGUUGGCGAUGGCGAUGUGCGGCCGGGAGCGGCGGCUUCAGUUUUUGCGGAUUUUGGCACUACUCGAAAGCGAGAAGGAGAUGUGUACAGAUGCGCAUAUAUAUUGCAGUGGUGCACUGAUCCUUUGUGACGCCUCUGGCGGCGGUGGAUGUGGUACGGAAGAAACUACAAAGUGGGAAGUGGAGAUGGUGUCCAUCCUAACGGCACAUCCACCAUACCCAAAGUCUGUGCUUGCUGCCGUUUUUUAUUCCAUUGUACAAGUGACCCUCUCGGGUUGCAGUAUUGCAAUACUGGUGGCGGCAGGGGAUUCACUUCGCGGGGUUGACACCAAUUUGACGGUACCUAAGGAGUGCGCUAUCGAACUAUUGGCCCAGUUUGCCACUGCACUGGUCACUCUGAACGAGAGAUGCAAGCGGGGCCCGAGGGGGAUGAACGAUGACGAGGUCGAUGAAGCAAAGAUUCGUAGCGAAGAGGAGCGUGGUAUCACGAUCAGAAGCAUGGUGAUCGAUUACGCGCUUAAUGCGAUCCCUUAUAUGCGUGAAGAAUCCGCACAGGGCUCGUACCUUUGUCGCCGCGUGCUGAUUCCGCUGCUGUCGUUAGGUGACAAGGCUCUCUUGGAAGAUGGUCAUUCCCGUAUUUGUUCACUGCUAACGUGUAAUGCGGGCAGUCAGAUAGACACUGUUGUGCUAAUUGCAGCAUUGUUUGAAUGCUUGUUUUCAUGCGUGGAUGGUGACAGGCAGCGGGACUACCGAUGCUCAACAAAUCUGUGGGACACGAUUCACGCUGCAAUUUAUGGAGCCUGUACGGGCAGUGGCAGUGUGGAGAACCGCGUGAACAUGCAGUCGCGAGCUGAGUAUCUUCUCAAGCGUAUAGUGGCAAUGACCCGUGACCAGGAGUUGCGCGAGAAGUGGGAUGCCAGCAGAAUAUACCAUCCACUCUUUGUGUGGGUGCCAACGGUGAGUAACAACCUGUGGGAAAUGUUGUUUCUUAUUCUGGAGGUAACUAAUGAUUAUGGAAUGCACAUUAUUCAACCGAUACUUCCCAAACUGGAUUCUUUGGUGGAAAAGGUGACAGCUGACGCUAGCGUGUGGGCGGAUUUUGGGGAAACUGGGGAUGAGAUAUUACUCCUGCAGCUCAAGGGAGGUAUUCACCCCCUGUGGGUGACCCUACUCUUUUUAAAAAUGUUGGUUCACCCAAAUGUGGCAUUCCGCAAAAUCGGGCUCAUGCGCCUGUGGUCUCUAUCCGCCCCACUGCUAAAGUUGUUCCCCAGAAAAUUUUUAUUCACCAGCGUAUUGGAAGUUUCCCUUGACACGAGACUGUGCGCGGAGGUUGACCGUGCCUCCCACCUUACAUCUUUCUUUGGCCCUAAGGGCUUCGAGGGGAGGGAGGUGUCGCCGCUCGUGGGAACAGCUGGACCUUUGGUGGAUCAGCUUGAGCAGUUUUAUGCACUCCUCUUUUGUGACGUCGUGCAGGGUGCGGUUGAGCGCAAGGAGGCCAUGCGACGUAUGCUGCAUUGUGUGGUGGAAAAGCCCAGCGUACAUGGAGCAACAAUGAUCCUUCGGAUCCUUCACGGGGUAGUCACCACGCUCGCGUUGGAAAUUGAUGACGUGAGCAGAUGUGCAACGGUAGAGAUGAUUACCGACGAUGUGGUGUUGACGGAAUUCAUGCUUGUGCUUAGGGAUGCAGCACAGGAGAAGGUUCCAUUCUGGAUUGAUGUACGACUUAGUGCCAUCGCUUUUCACGUCCUUCUUCAGUUUGCUCGGAUGGAUCCAAAAACAGUGCGUAAGAGCAGUAACUUCUGGAAGUUAUUAUGUAUGUGCGGACCCCUUGGGACCUCCGCCGGUAGCAGUUUCAUGACUGUGGACACGAUAGCCCACGUGGGGGUUGCUGGGACAUGUAUCAGCCCAUAUUACCUGAAUGAGCACUUGCUGUCCGUGGCGCAGGAAGCUGGGGUCGGGGGGUCCAACUACAGAUUUGUACGUGAUUUGCUGCAAGUGGACAACGUGCUCGAUAAAAUCCGGAACUUCAUCCGCACAAAAGGCUCCGAUGAAGUACAAGGCAAGCAGUUGAUGUUUCUCUUAGGUGCAUUGGAUAGUAUGGGGGGAGAAGACAGACAGGUGCUCGCAGAUGUGGCGCGGGAACUCGCCGAAAUGGUUCUUUCGUUUGGCAGAAGACCGUAUAGUGAAGCUGAGGACAUUUUUGUGGCGUUGGUUGCCUUUGUCGAGUUUCACCACUCGGUCGGGUCACAACCUUGUACACGGUAUUUCCCCUUGUCCGUCAUACUUGAUGUGGAAGAUGCUGUUAGUGGGUUGGCGAUUAGUUCCCUCCGACAGGCAUUUCACUCGAUUAAGGAGGUCACGACCCUGGGUGAUUUGUCUGCCGAGGCGUGGGCGCUUCAGAGCACAUCGCGAUGGGAUGCCGUUGUUGCUGCUGUGGUUACCAUAUCACAAAUUGCCGUGUCAUAUGAUCAUUCAUCAGCUUCCGUGGUACUGAGGAGUGGUAAACGCAUAAGUGACUUUGUGGAGCUUCUGAGCGUGGUUGCCGAGGGGUUCCCCGCUAUUGUUCCGGAGGAUGAGUCGCGCAGAGUCGCUCAACAUUUUGCGCACAUAGUUCUGGCGCGCAACGCGUCUCGUGCGUUGAAGGGAAUGCUCUGCGGGCUUGUUGGCACUGGAGAUAAUAUUUCCAUAAACGACAAGCGAAGAGAUGAGGACAAGACUUUUCUUAGGUGCCUGUCAAACAAUGACCGCGCGCGUUGCAUUCGUACCCUCAUGCGCUGUCCGGCAUUGCGACUUUCUGCCUGCGAUAUACCUUGUUCUUUGACAGACCUCUCGUGGUCCAAUGUGCUUGCACAGUACUACGGGUGUGUUUAUGACGUGAUUUUUUUACUCUGCAGCUGCAUGGACCAGAGCGCGGUGCCAGAGCUGGUGCACGAACUGGAGGAAUACGGUCUAGAUCAGGUAGAGCGGUGCUGGGAAAGCAACCUCACUAGCAUCUAUGGUAUUCUUUCGUGGGUUGCGUCUGCGCCGGCUUCCCCAAAAGGUGACAGCAGCGUAAAUAUUGACCGGCGUUCUAUAAUUAACGCCAUGUUUGGCCAUCUGGGCGUUGCAGGAGGGAGGGAUCACUGCCGUAUGACUGUUCUUGCCUUUGACGCCCUCCGGUGUGGGGUUGAGUGUGAGGAGGAAUUGGUCAAAACGCACAUAUACCGUACGCUACUUGAUGAAGCACAGUCGGAACGUGCCGGAUACAUAGCUGCGGUAACCUUGUCGACGGAGGUGCUGCGCGAUCCGGAGUCCAACUGGUUGCGACUGAAGGAGCUUUUGCUGCAUGUUGCUGUCUUACACAAUCCAAGUCGUGAAGAGGAGGGUGCCGAGGUUCUUGUGGCUGCUUUGGAGCCCCUUAUGUUGAAGGCGUGGCCCGAAUCACUACGUGUGCAGUAUCCCCCAACGGUCCGUCUAUCAUAUGUUGGGCGGGCUAUGGCGAUCUCAGCAAUUUUGUGCUGCUGUUUUAAGAAGGAAGAGUGGGCGGCAGAUGUCACAUUGCAGCUGUUGGAGUGGAACAACAGUAAUCCAGCUGUAAAUCACGAGCCCUGUAUGCCAAACUCGAAGGCACAUCGGUCCCGCAUGCGUCUCUGGCAGCUACUGUGUGCGCUAGUGCCCAUGGUUCGAAGCCCUACCGUGCAGCGGGACCUCCUGCACGUGGUGGUGAUGAAGUGCCUUACACUUACAAAUAUGGGUAGUGUCCGCCGGCUGAUGGAACUUUUCGCACUGCAGCUGCUGCAGAGGCAGCCACAGUUAUAUUGGAUCAUAGAUAACGCAAUGGCCAAUUAUCAGCUCCGGCCGCAAGUGAUUGGAAGCUACGUAUUCAUCUCAGCACACGUUAUACUGCGAGAACUCCGGGGAGAGGUGGAACCCGUGGAUGGUUUGAUGGACACGCUUCUGCAUCGUCUGUUUCAGCAGAGUACAUCUCAUCAACACAUGCUGCGUCUGGUUUGUCAUAUAGGGCUUAACUUCAUCCGCGAAGCAUCUGUCGCUAGGGGGAUCGUGUUUUCAGCUAAUGAAGAGAGCAUAUUUGACUACGUUGCCAAUGCGCCGGAGCAUGUGAAGUUUCGUGUCCAGCACGCUGAACAAUUAUUUUUUGACGUUCGAGAGGCCUGCACUCCCCGGCAAUUGUUCUGCAUUCAGCGGAGAGAAGGAAAUAAUAUUCUUCUGGUGAGUAUUCCCGCGGUGGCGUUUGAGCGAAUGAGGUUUAUUGACCGCGAGGUAGCUUGUCUAACCGGUGUACUUACUCCUGUAGAUCAAAUUCGAGUUCAGGUGCUCAUGCAACACUUCGAAGCUUCGCGAGUGCUAGAGCCCUUGAAAGAAUUUCCUUACAUUCCUCACACGAAAAGCACCGCGUUGUUUUGUGUGGACUACACGCCAGAGGCGGUUGCGGUACUCACUGCUGAUACCCACAUCUCCGAAGGGAUGUCGUCGGUUACUGGCUAUGAAAAUGUCCAGCGCAAGGCAACCCCGUGGUGGAGUAGUCAACUUUAUGACGAACUUCAUCCACGUGCGUUGAAAACGGAACGGCAACCCGUUAUUGUGAUUGCAUCUCUGUUGCAGAACCCUGUGAACGUCGCGGGACUUUUCCGUUGUGGGGAGGUAUUCGCUGUUGAGAAGGUUGUUGUGUCAGAUGCUGCUGUGCUCGAGCAUCCGCACUUCGUCGCGGCGGCCCGAAGCUCUGACCUGUGGCUGCCUUGGAGCGCUGUCCAGGUGAAGGCACUCUCGGGUUACCUCAGCUCGCUGCGGCAGGACGGAUAUACGCUUGUUGGAAUCGAACAGACAGCGGGGAGUGUCCCGAUGUCAUCGUACCAGUUUCCGAAGCGGGCAGUCAUCGUGCUUGGCGCUGAAGGGCAUGGUAUACCAGCGCAGUUGCUCACGGUCCUCGACGUCUGUGUGGAGAUUCCGCAGUACGGUUUAAUACGCUCCCUCAACGUUCACGUGACAGGAUCUAUCGUUAUGUAUGAGUACACCCGGCAACAUCGAAUGGGAGGCGCUCCCGAAAGUAGUUGA
Trypanosoma brucei brucei TREU927 is the source of this 5151-nucleotide messenger RNA. RefSeq lists its product as hypothetical. The transcript has a single exon. Bases 1 to 5151 code for a protein of 1716 amino acids. Gene Ontology annotation, biological process: tRNA methylation. NCBI's taxonomy places the organism in Eukaryota, Euglenozoa, Kinetoplastea, Trypanosomatida, Trypanosomatidae. Gene Ontology annotation, molecular function: tRNA (guanine) methyltransferase activity; RNA binding. The record is from RefSeq and is a predicted model, not a curated record.